GGUUUUCCGACGGUUCCUUCCGUUUUCAUCCCUGCCCUGCUGCGGUGUGCAUUGACCCUUCUCGGCCCUUUCCCCCUCCCGAUAGCGGCGGCGCACCUCCUUAUCCCGGCGAUUUGGGCUCUCUCGGCGAGGAGGCUGUGAUCGGAGCGGCUACAACAGGAGAUCUUGGUUAGCGUACACUGAAGAGGAGAACAGGAGGCAGUUCGGCAACAAAGCAAGGCACAGUCGCCAUGGAGGUGCAAGGAGGAGGCGAACUGGAGAACGCCAGCAAGCACGAAGCGGAGGCGGAGUACCAUUCGCACGACUUCGAAUGGGAGGACCUCAAGGCGAAGGUGGAAGCCGACCCUGCCUUCUCCUACCACCUCUCCCCUUUUCCCGGCCAUGCCACGACAGCCACCACCUCGCCGCUGCCGCCGUCCUCCUCGGAGGCCUGGAGAAGCUUCCACCGCCACCACGCCUCCGGCAAGUUCUUCAAGGAAAGGAGGUAUUUGCUUAAGGAAUUUCCUGAACUGCUUAACAGCAAAGUUUGUGCCAAGAUUUUAGAAGUGGGGUGUGGGAAUGGAAGCACUGCUGUUUCCAUUCUACGGUCUAGUGAAAGCGUCACUGUCUUUGCUUGUGACUGUAGUAAAGACACUCUUGAGAAGGCAAAUGAGAUUAUAUCCAGUACAAAAGGAAUUGAUAUCAAGGAUAGGUUCCACCCCUUUUUAAUGGAUGUUUCUAAAGAAACUUUUCCAGAUUGGUUAUUCUGCAAAGCCUGUCAAAGUUCACUUGGAAAGGCUGCUGAACUUUUACUUGAUCCAAGCCAUCAUAAAAUACGAAAAGAGCACCUAGUCUUCCUGAGAGAGAAUCAAUGUUGUGUUGGUGGCAUGGAUUUUAUUACCAUGAUAUUCACAUUGUCAGCCAUACCCUUCGACAUAAUGCCAACUACUAUAGAGCAAUGUGUCUCUGUUCUGAAACCAGGUGGCCUUAUUCUGUUUAGGGAUUACGGUCUUUAUGACAUGACGAUGCUCCGGUUUUUACCUCAUCAAAGAGUAGGGUUUCGGGAAUAUGUACGAUCAGAUGGUACCUUUUCAUACUUCUUCUCAUUGGACACUGUGAGAGAACUUGUUCAUACUGCUGGGUUAAUAGAGCUGGAGCUGGAAUACUGUUGUAUCAAUUCAGUGAAUAGAAAGAACGGAAAGAAGAUGCAGCGCGUAUGGGUGCAUGGCAAAUUUCAGAAACCUACGAGUUGACGCUGGUUAGCUGUGGAGGUAAUAACAUAGGCCAGAUAGUUUUGUACUUUUAUGUAGCCACUUGCUUCAAAAGUGCAGUGAACAUUUUGUAAUGACAAACUUAUCGAUAUCCCUGCCUCCACUCUAGCCAUUCCAGGCACCAGAUAAGAGACACCCGAGCUCCAUUUUUCUUU
Molecule: messenger RNA, 1405 nt
Organism: Phragmites australis (common reed)
Lineage: Eukaryota; Viridiplantae; Streptophyta; Magnoliopsida; Poales; Poaceae
Exons: 7
Coding region: 231-1232 (333 amino acids)
Source: RefSeq, a predicted model, not a curated record